Colletotrichum orchidophilum is the source of this 5349-nucleotide messenger RNA. RefSeq names its product chitin synthase. The transcript is spliced from 3 exons. NCBI's taxonomy places the organism in Eukaryota, Fungi, Ascomycota, Sordariomycetes, Glomerellales, Glomerellaceae. Gene Ontology annotation, cellular component: cell periphery; myosin complex; cell septum. Gene Ontology annotation, molecular function: cytoskeletal motor activity; chitin synthase activity; ATP binding. The coding region runs from base 1 to 5349 and encodes 1782 amino acids. The record is from RefSeq and is a predicted model, not a curated record.
AUGGCGAGCGGUCGAAUGUCCAUGUACUCGGUGGCCUCCGAGGGCAUGGGAGGUCCUCGUUCCGGCCAGCAACCCUCGCAAUUUUCCACCACGACCCUCCUCAAUGCCAUUCACAACAUCUACCUGUCCCAACAACCCUUCAACCUGGACGCUGGCACCAGCCUCGUCGUCAACACAUGGCUUACCGCAGCACAGACCGGACCGGACGGGAGAACAGGAGGCACCAUAGAUCCUGCCCUCGGUGCCAGAGCAUGGGAACAUGCUCGCCGUCGUGCUGAGGAUGGCUGCAUUAUCCUCGGCUCCCUUCACACGUCGAGUCCCUCGGUCCUCACGCCCUUCCUAUCAUCUCUCCCGCUCUCUAUCCCGUCAUCCGUCUACAGGUCACUUGAGGCCAUCCAACCUUUCCUGAGAUGCUCUACCCCCUACAACCCCUCCACUCCUAGACAGUCUGCCCUCGGCGUCACCUUGACCCUUGACCUGGCCGGUAACUUCCAAGGAGCCGCCAUCGCCCUAUCCCAGGGUGGCAUCGAUACUGCCAAGGGCCUGCUCAACAUCCCCUCUGAGCCAGGAUACCGCGCCUUUGACGUUUUCUACUACCUGUUGACCUCGGUCUCGACUCCCGCCGAGAGAGAGUUCCUGGGUCUCAAACCCGCCUCCAGCUAUGCGUUGCUGGCGAGAUCCGGCACAUACGACCCGCCAUCCUACCUCCCCACCGCUGAUGAUGCCGCCUCGGCCGAUGAUUUCAGGACCGCCCUCAAGGACAUUGGCAUUAAGGGCUCUGCUUACCGUAACCUCAUUUCCACCCUUGCCGGCUUGCUCAAGCUCGGGGACACGCUCGACUACAAUCUGGACGAGGACGUCUUUGACGAAAUCUGCGAGGAUGUCAGCGGCUUGCUGGGAAUGGAUCCUGAGACUCUCGCCACGCAGUGUACAACGCAGGACAGGUCAACGCUGGUUGGCGGUCUUUACGAGGCAUUGGUCGAUUGGGUCAUCUCCAAGGCCAACGAGGCGAUUUCAGCGCAGAUGACGCGUAUCAGAGAUGGGACUGAGUCAAUCGCAGGUGGUGCUCGCACACCUACUUCCCACGGCGAUGGCGACACCGUCUGUGUCACCAUCUUGGAUGUUCCUGACCCAACCCUGGGUAAGGCGUUGGCCAUGCGUGGUAUCUUUGACGACACCGUGGGCAUCAACUCCGAGAUGAUCGCUGACGGCGUGGAGGCUUCUCCCGCCGGCAGCACCGUUGUGCGUGAGAUGCAGACAGCCAUUGCGGAAGUUGGCCAUGAGCUUGGCAUCAUGACCGGUGCUGCCGGCAAGGACCGUCAACACGCGCUGGAGAAGCGCGAAGAGGUCCUCGAAAAGAUUGGACACUCUGCUGACGAUGACGCAUUCCUCAAGAAGCUGCUCUUCCCGGUCGCCGGCCAGGGCAUUAACCUGGGGCUUGUUGGACGUCUUGAGCUCUCGUCCCUUCUCGGCUCCAGCCGUGUGUGGUACCACCUUUCCAUCCACCCAACUGACGACUCUCCGGCCAGCUUAGCCGCUCUGCCCUCUGUGAACUCUGCCUGGUCUGCCGGCACAGUGUCUCGCCAGCUGCGUUCCUGGAGGUUGCCAGAGUGGGCCAACAGGCGGAACAAGAACCUGGACUUUACCGCCGACUUUGAUAUCGACGAGUUCGUCCAGCGAUAUGCCGCUCUAGGCUGCCAAGAUGGCCGCGAGGGCAUCGAAACGUGGAUUCUUGAACGCGGAUGGACCAACGGUGAAGUCGUCGUCGGCAAGGAGCGUGUGUGGACACGUGAGAGCGCCUGGUGGGAGGCGGAGAGCAUGCUCGACAUGAAACCCCUCGACAACAACCUCCCUGGCAUGGGCAAUGUCCUGGCAGUAAACAACCUCGAAUCCGGCUACUCAGCAAACGGCAGCGGUUACUUCCCGACGCCCAUCCUGGACACGACUCCCAACGGUAGCCGCGAUCACCUCAUUGCGCACCAGCGCAACGCCAGCCAGGGUAACCUCUCCCAGCACACCCUCGCUCACAACGCUGCGAUGCGUGCCCCGUCCGUGGCUCCUUCGGGCAUGCGCACCGUCCAGAAUGGAGACUACGGUCUCGGCACCAAGGGUGAUACCUACAAGGGUCAAGUCUUUUACAACAACGAUGGCGAGUUUGUUGGUCAGAUGGACCCCGAGAUUGCUGACGGCAAGCACGUCGAGGAGAAGACGAUAGACAAGGACCGCCGCCUCUGGGUUGCCAUUGUCUGGUUCUGGACCUUUUGGAUCCCGUCCCCGGCGUUGCGCAUCAUCGGCCGCAUGAAGCGUCCCGAUGUGCGCAUGGCCUGGCGUGAAAAGCUCACCCUCGUCUGGUUCAUCGUCCUCAUCAACGCCUGCAUCGUCUUCUGGAUUAUCGCCUUCGGCAAGCUCCUGUGCCCCAACUUUGACAAGGCCUGGGAUAGCACCGAAGUCGGCAAGCACCAAGGUGAGAAUGAUUACUACGUCAGCUUCCGCGGCGGUGUCUACGAUGUCUCCAAGUUCUGGAAGACGCAACACUCCGAUACCAACAUUGAGACGACCAAGGACAACAUGAUCCAAUUCGCCGGUUUGAACAUGGAUGACUACUUCCCGCCCCCUCUUACUCUGGUGUGCCCCGGUCUCGGUAUCGCUACGACCACCACACUCCUGGCCAACAACACCCCCGAGUUCACCAUCGGCGUCCACAAGUCAGGCCCUUUGGCAGACGACCGUACGAGCGCGCUCGGUGACAUUGAUUGGUACAGCAAGAAGCUGUUGCCCCGCAUGAAGGAAUUCUACAAGGGCGACCUCGUCUGGGACAAGGGGCACGUCGAGUCGGAUGGACAAGACAAUAGCCACAUGUGGGUGAUGUACAACGGCGGAGUCUAUGAUUUUACCAACUACUACCACACCCAGAGCGUUUUCAAGCAGGUCGACACGUACAAGUUCCUCAACACCAAGAUGAUGAGCGCUGUCGAGAAUAACCCUGGCGAAGACAUAACGGACAACUGGAACACCAUCAUCAAAGCCGCCGCUAGCAACACAACCGAAAACGCAAGCGUCCAGAACAGUCUCAACUGCGCUAAGAAUCUCUUCUACGUGGGCAUUCCAGACUUCCGCAACUCCGCCAGGUGCCAGACCAACAACUACAUCAUGUUGGCAAUGACCAUUAUUCUUUGCGCCGUCAUUCUCAUCAAGUUCUUGGCCGCCUUGCAGUUUGGUUCCAAACGUCGUCCCGCUCCGCAAGACAAGUUUGUCAUUUGCCAAGUACCAGCCUAUACCGAAGGCGAAGACUCGCUGCGGAAAGCGCUCGACUCCCUGACGGCCCUCCAGUACGACAACAAGCGCAAGCUUAUCUGCGUCAUUUGCGAUGGUGUCAUUGUCGGUGAAGGCAACGACCGUCCUACUCCCAAGAUUGUCCUGGAUAUCCUCGGCGUUGACCCCAAGGUUGACCCGCCAGCGCUACCCUUUAAGUCUGUUGGCACGGGCAGUGAGCAACUCAACUACGGCAAGGUGUACUCUGGUCUGUAUGAGUUUGAAGGCAACGUCGUCCCCUACCUCGUCAUCGUCAAGUGUGGAAAGGAAUCGGAGCAGAGCAAGGCCAAGCCCGGUAAUAGAGGCAAGCGUGACUCCCAGAUCUUGCUGAUGAGCUUCCUCAACCGCGUCCACCAUCGUUCCCCCAUGUCACCGCUCGAGUUGGAAAUGUUCCACCAGAUCAACAACAUCAUCGGCGUGGACCCCGAGCUGUACGAAUACUUGAUGAUGAUUGACGCCGAUACUUGUGUCAGAGAAGACUCGCUCAACAGACUGGUUUCCGCCUGCGCCAACGACGCCAAGAUUGCCGGUAUUUGUGGCGAGACUGGUUUGCAAAACGACGACAAGUCCUGGUGGACUAUGAUCCAAGUCUACGAGUAUUUCAUCUCCCACAACCUGGCCAAGGCUUUCGAAUCUCUCUUCGGAUCCGUCACCUGUUUGCCUGGAUGUUUCACCAUGUACCGUCUGCGCACCGUCGACAAGGGCAGGCCACUCAUCAUCUCUGACAACAUCAUCCGUGACUACUCUGUGUGUGAUGUGGAUACGCUCCACAAGAAGAACCUUUUGUCACUUGGUGAGGAUCGUUACCUGACUACGCUGAUGACAAAGUUCUUCCCGUCCAUGAAGUACAAGUUCAUCCCCGACGCGUACUGCCAGACUGCCGCCCCCGAGUCGUGGAGCGUUCUGCUGUCCCAACGUCGUCGAUGGAUCAACUCAACCAUCCACAACUUGUUCGAAUUGAUGCAACUCAAGGAAAUGUGUGGUUUCUGCUGCUUCAGCAUGCGCUUCAUCGUCUUCGUUGAUCUCUUUGGCACCAUCAUUCUCCCGGCGACAACCAUCUAUAUUGUCUACCUAAUCUACCUCGUGGCCAGUGGCACCGGACAAUUCCCCAUCAUCUCGAUUAUUAUGAUUGCCGCGUCGUACGGCCUUCAAGCUCUCAUCUUCAUCCUGAAACGACAGUGGCAGCACAUCGGAUGGAUGGUCAUCUACAUCUUGGCCUUCCCCAUCUACAACUUUGCUCUCCCCAUCUACUCCUUCUGGAACCAAGAUAACUUCUCGUGGGGUAACACCCGUAUUGUCAUUGGAGAAAAGGGUAUGAAGAAGCUCGUCGCCGUGGACGACGAAGGCUUCGACCCCCGCAGCAUUCCCCUGCAACGCUGGGACGACUACGCCAUGAUGAACAACCUCCCCGGUCGCCGCGGCGGCUACAUGGAGAAGGCUGACAUGGGCUACGACGACCAGUACGAGAUGGAUGAGAUCCGCUCCGUCUACUCGUCCGUCCGCCAGGGUUCUGUCCUCACCGGCAUGAACCGUAACAACCACUACGUGCCGCCCCAGUCCCCCGCCCCCUUUGGCGGCAUGGCGAGGGCGUCGGGCGCUACGAGCCCCUACCACCACGACCAGGCCAUGGCCAACAGGCAAUCGAUGGCGUCGCUGGGCACCCAUGACAUCAAUCGCGGGCAUACGCCCUUCCAGGACUUCCCCAGCAGCCGCCCGAGCGUCUCUAACCUUCGGGGCCAGGCCAACAUCUCGCCCGGGCUUGGCGCCAACCGCUCGCAGUCGGCGCUGGGCCUGAACCGCCAGGCGGGCGCCGCGCAGUCGACGUCGUCGUUUGACUUCCAGCGCGGCAACAUGCAAGGGCCCGAUGACGGUAUGAUUAUCGAUGCUAUCCAGGGCGUCCUCCGCGAGGUCGACCUUGACACCGUGACGAAGAAGCAGGUACGCGCCCUGGUCGAGCAGAGGCUGCAGACUGGUCUCGUCGGCGAGAGGAGGACGUUCAUGGACAGACAGAUUGACAACGAGCUGGCCAACAUGUGA